CGAUUUUGUGCACAGCGACUUCUGCAGUUGACUGCCAACGAGCCCCAAGACAAUUUGUUUGUUCAAAAUGUACAGAAGUUCAUCAGAAAGAAGUCUCAGCGAGCAACUUGCGUGUCCGGCCUACACCGUUCCCUUGGCAGUGAGCUUUGAGGAGCAACUGUUGCUGCUCCUUAGCAUGGCCCUGCGAUGGGACUCGGCUGGAGACGAUAUCCAUCAAUAUCAUAAGGAGUGCAUCGCCCUGUCAAAGCUAAUGGACAUCUCUGUGGAUGCGCAGAGGUUUGCAAAGAGCUACUUCCACAACAAGCCAGCACCGUUCGAGAAAAGCCAAAGUAAUUCCAGCAGUGUCCCCAGCAAAAGGGCAAAGAACGCAAAGGCCAGCCAAAAGUUAGAUGAACUGGAGCUCUUGAAAUGUUGCUACCAGUUGCUGCGAAGUGACACGUCCUACUUCCGUGAGUUGUGGGACUGGUCCGGCUUCAUUGCCACCUACUCGCACCUCGAGACCCCCUGCCCGAUGAUACAACUAUACUGCAACUACAUCAUGGCCAUGCUCACGAAUAUGAGCCCAACACAGCGGAAUGCCCAAAAUGCCAAGAUAUCCACAGAAGCACAGCUCCGAUUUGAACGCGAGAAGGAACAGUCAUGGGCCGUAGCCAGGCAGGCCGAGGGCUGCUGCUAUUCUCCCGAAGACGAAACGCCUGAACAGAUGCUGAGCCUGAGCCUCAACCAGAGUGUGACCAACAUUGAGGGCGUACUCUUGCCGACAUUCAACAAGAAGAAUCAGGAAUUCUAUGCAAGCACUGACGGCUGCUACGAUCGCAUUGUAAAGGUGGAUUCGACGGUUGUAAAUCUGCGGAGCAUUGCCCUCGGCGUCGCAGCGGCCAAUCCGAGACGACGCUUAUUGAGUAUCUGGCCCGCAAGACGGGACGCAUUUGCCCCAAGCCCAAGGAGAUUGACACUCGCGAAAAGGCGCUGCGAAAGGCUGAAGAGGAGGACAAAUUGUUGACACCAAAAAAAG
This is a messenger RNA of Drosophila miranda, 1015 nucleotides long. Its product is annotated as midasin-like. The transcript is spliced from 3 exons. Bases 68 to 1003 code for a protein of 311 amino acids. NCBI's taxonomy places the organism in Eukaryota, Metazoa, Arthropoda, Insecta, Diptera, Drosophilidae. Gene Ontology annotation, cellular component: preribosome, large subunit precursor. The record is from RefSeq and is a predicted model, not a curated record. Gene Ontology annotation, biological process: rRNA processing; ribosomal large subunit assembly.